Molecule: messenger RNA, 3770 nt
Organism: Pangasianodon hypophthalmus (striped catfish)
Lineage: Eukaryota; Metazoa; Chordata; Actinopteri; Siluriformes; Pangasiidae
Product: endonuclease V
Exons: 9
Coding region: 144-875 (243 amino acids)
Biological process (GO): DNA repair
Cellular component (GO): nucleolus; cytoplasm
Molecular function (GO): RNA endonuclease activity producing 5'-phosphomonoesters, hydrolytic mechanism; single-stranded RNA binding
Source: RefSeq, a predicted model, not a curated record
GUAAAAGCAGGACAGAGCUGAAUGUGGGCUCCAGAAGAGGAGGUGGUGCUGAGAUGGGAAAGAGUUGUUGUCUGAAACCGAAACCGAAGCUGUGUGAAGGAAAUCUAACACUUCUCUCCUGUUCGUGAAAAAAGUGCAAUAAAAUGAGAAAUACAUCCUUCAGCGAGCAGGAGUGUAUGAAGCAGCGGUUGGUGUUGGAGGACACUGAGGCGUGGCAGAAGGAGCCAGACUUCAGUGGGCUGGAGAGAGUCGCGGGAGUCGACCUGUCGUUUAUUAAAGGAGACGAACGCAACGCCUGCGCUCAGCUCGUCAUACUCAGCUACCCCGACCUCCAGGUGGUGUAUGAUGUCAGUGAGAUGGUGUGUCUCAGCGCUCCGUAUGUUUCGGGGUUUUUGGCCUUCAGAGAGGCUCCACCACUGCUGCAGCUUCUCCACACACUGCAGAGAGAGCAGCCCGAGCUAAUGCCACAGGUGGUGUUUGUGGACGGGAACGGUCUGUUUCACUACAGAGAGUUUGGUUUGGCGUGUCACCUCGGCGUGCUGUCAGACCUGCCCUGUGUGGGCGUGGCUAAGAACCUGCUCCAGGUACAAGGUGUGGUCAAGAAUGAUGAGCACAUGUCACAGAUCAGCGCUCUGAGUAAAGCAGGUGACACUUUCUCACUGGUCACUGAUUCAGGAAAAAUACUGGGACAAGCUCUGCGCAGUUCAGACCGCAGCACUAAACCUGUGUAUGUGUCAGUGGGUCAUCGGAUUAGCCUGGACACAGCCGUCCGUCUCACACACUCCUGCUGCCGCUACCGUGUUCCUGAACCCACAAGACAGGCGGAUCUGCGCUCGAGAGAAUACCUGCGAACACACUUUCCCUCGCCCAGCUAAACACACACACACACACACACACACACACACACACACAGGUGAGUGUGAAACCAUCUGUUCUGUCUGAGUUUCAUGUGUGUGGUAGAAAAGCAGCUCAGAGUGUAACAAUGCUCAUCCAUCUCACAUACACACACACACACACACGGCGAAGUCCAUUAACACUCCCCACACACUUUGCACUGCACUGAUCAGGGAGGAUUGAUGAGAUACUCACACACACCACUGUGCGGCGUGAGACAUCAUUUACCCUCAUGCACACACACAUACACAGACACACACACACACACCACGAACAUCUCUAAAGUAUGAGUCUAUCUCUCUGUACUCUAUAAACAAAUACUGUUUAACUGUAAUAAAAUAUUGAGUCUGUUAACCAUAAGCAAAAUUACACACACACACACACACAACACCAACACACACCUUGUCAUGAGUAUUUGUAGUUUUAUUGGAGAGAGAGAGAGAGAGAGAGAGAGAGAGUUGGAGAAAGAGAGAGAGAAAGUGAGAGAGAGAGAGAGAAAGAGAGAGAAAGUGAGAGAAAGUAAGAGAGAAAGUUGGAGAAAGAGAGAGAGAGAGAGAGAGAGCAAGAGAGAGAGAGAGAGAGAGGGUGUGUGAUGAUGAUUCUGUCAGUCCCGUGAGAACGCACUAACUCUGAGAUCACACAGCAGAUCAUUACCAUCACCUGGGUUUCCCUUCAUCUCUCUAUGUGUGUGUGUGUGUGUGUGUGUGUGUGUGUGUGUGUGUGUGUGUGUGUGUGUGUGUGUGUGUGUGGACUCGACUUUUGAUGAGGGAUCAAAGCGUAGCGCCGUCUCUUCUCAUUCACUCACACACUCUUCCUCUCUUGCUACACAUUUAUCCUUCAUCUGACCUUUUUAUACAGCUGAGGAGUUUUAUUACAAAAUCUCUUACUCUGACUUUCUGUGUACACACACACACACACACACACACACAGGUCACGCCCCGGGGAUAUGUCCCAAAUCACACACUUCUCUUCUGUCCACCGUGAUUUGAUUUAGCUUUGAGUGUCCAUAAAACUAAAAAAAAAAAGUUGUUUACAACAGACACAUUUUUAAAAGUUAGUGUUUGAAUUAAAAAAGCCUCCAGUACACGAAUAUGUGUCUGUGUGUGAGAGAGAGAGAGAGAGAGAGAGCGAGAGAGAGAGAGAGAGAGAGAGUCAGUCUGUCAAAACUGAACAGAAGAGACAGCAGUGUCACAUCAUAACACCGUCAUCUUACUGGGACACGACAUCACACACUCAUCUCUUCCUCUGUCUUUCUGUCUCUCGCUCUCUUUCUCUAUCUUUCUCUCUUUUUCUGUCUCUUUCUGUCUCUCUCUUUCAACCUGUCUUUUUCUGUCUCUCUCUCUUGCUCCCUGUCUUUCUUUCUUUCUUUCUUCCUUUCUGUUUUUCUAGUUUGUGUAUGCGUAUGAGUAUGUGUGUGUGCGUGUGCGUGUGUGUGUGUAAUAAAUGAAGUUCCUUUGCUAAAUCUGAAGUAUGCAUAAAAACUUUUCAGCUGAGACAACAGCAUUCACAAACACUUCUGACAGGAGUAAUCUAAUCACACCCACACACACACACACACACACACACACACACACACAGUUCAUAGCAUCCUGUUUGUAAUUUCCUCAUUGUGUAACUGACUUUAUUGCAUUUCUAAAAACACACACAAAGUGAGAGCAGGGUGACUGUCUGUCUAUCUCUCUAUCUGUCUGUCAGUGUAUUCGUCUUGUAUUCAUCAUAUCUGCCUGCCUGUCAUACUGUCUGUUUGUUCGUCUGUGGGUCUGUCCGUCCAUCGUUCUGUCUAUCUGUACAUUCAUCCGUCUGUCUGUCAGACUGCGUAUCUGUCUGUCUGUUUGUUCUCCUUUCUGUCUGUGUGUUCAUCUGUCUGUCUGAUUGUCUGUCCGUUCAUCGUUCUGUCUAUCUGUACAUUCAUCUGUCUGUCUGUCAGGCUGUGUAUCUUUUCAUCUGUCUGUCUGUUUGUUCUCCUUUCUGUCUGUGUGUUCAUCUGUCUGUCUGAUUGUCUGUCCAUUCAUCUGUCUGUGUGUGUGUUCACCUGUGUGUCGAACUGUUUGUCUGUUCAUCUGUCUGUUUGUUAUAUCAGUUUGUCAGCCUGUCUGUCUGUUUAUCUAUCCGUCUGUCUCCCGGACUGUCUCUCUGUUUGCUUUUCUGUCUGUCUGUCUGUCUGUCUGUCUGCAUAUAAAUCUGUCAAAAUCAAAAUGAAAUAUCUUUAUUGAUAGAUCUAGCUGUCUGUCUCUCAAUACAGUAGUUGUGUGUGUGUAUGUGUGUGUGUGUGUGUGUGUGUGUGUGUGUGUGUGUGUUAUCACUGUGAUGAAUAUGAUAAAAUGAUUGAGGACAGUGACAGAGCCGGAAUGAGGAGACGCCGUGCUCACUUUCUGUUUGAAGUGGCUGCCAAAUAUAUGACCAGUGGCCAGGAGCGUGUGUGUGUGUGUGUGUGUGUGUGUGUGUGUGUGUGUGUGUGUGUGUGUGUGUGUGUGUGUGUGUGUUAGACAGAAAGGGAAUUGAUGUCCCUGCAGCUGCUAUUUGAUCAUCGUCUGCUGUGCACUGUCACAAUCCGGCAUCCAGAGCAUCACUUAGUCUCUACAGGCAUUUACUUACACUGGUUAGAGAGAACACACACACACACACACACACACACACACAGGUCUAAUUAUUCAAAUCAACAGAAUUACAGCUGCUGGACAUGCAUACACUAGAAUAGAUCAAGCGGAAUAGCUUCUGAAUAAACAGUAUUUCUCAAGAUGUAAUAUGUCUACAGACACACACACACACACACACACAGGUGAUCAGCUUUACCUGUUUACCAUUCUGCAUACAGCUGCUGUCUCGGCAUGAAUGCUGAAAAUGAAACAUGUCAAAUUCCAGCGAGACAUCUUGCA